Psylliodes chrysocephalus is the source of this 4011-nucleotide messenger RNA. The record is from the annotation of a GenBank genome assembly. Lineage: Eukaryota; Metazoa; Arthropoda; Insecta; Coleoptera; Chrysomelidae.
CGUAACUAAUUAGUAUAAAUUAUUUUUAUUUUUACUGUAAUUUAUUAUAUUUUCUUUAUCACGUGAUAUUACUCUUUUAGCAGCAGUGACUUCACAUGACUCUCAAUUUGACGUACAAGGUCUACCUGCGCCUUUACAACUUCCUGUAUGUGUAAUUUUGCUCAAUUUGUAAUUUGUGUACCAAAUCCCCUCCUAAAUUUACACAACAAAAGCAAAAAAAGGUAUUAUGACUCAAUAGAAUCGAUUAAUUACAAGAUAUAAAUGUGCAACUUUCUAAUUUAAUCAAAUCAAGAAUAAUAUAAUCUAUUAAAUAACAACAAUGGCCAAAUUGUGAUAAUUCAUUUCCAUUUGGAAUGGCAAGUAGACGUGAUGUUUUGAAAACUUCGAUGGAUUCACUGCCAAGUGCCAGUGACCCUUUAAGGGAACUAUUUGAGGCCUGCAAAGUUGGAGACAUUUCUAGAGUAAGGAAACUCGUCACGUCUGUUACAGUGAAUGCUAGGGAUACUGCUGGGCGAAAAUCUACACCACUUCAUUUUGCUGCAGGUUAUGGAAGGCGUGAUGUAGUAGAAUUUCUUUUAUCUACGGGCGCAUCUAUUCAAGCCCGUGACGAUGGUGGUCUUCAUCCUCUCCACAAUGCAUGUUCAUUUGGACAUGCCGAUGUUGUAAGAUUGCUAUUGGAAGCAGGAGCUAAUCCAAACACGAGAGAUAACUGGAAUUAUACUCCUCUACAUGAGGCUGCUAUAAAGGGAAAAAUUGAUGUUUGCAUUGCUCUUUUACAACACGGAGCCGACGUCAACAUCCGUAACACCGAAGGCAAGACGCCCUUGGAAGUAGCGGACGUUUCAACCCGUCCCGUCUUAACUGGCGAGUAUAGAAAGGACGAACUAUUAGAAGCAGCUCGGUCCGGUGCGGAAGAUCGACUGUUAGCUUUGCUAAAUCCCUUAAACGUCAAUUGUCACGCUAGCGACGGAAGGCGCUCCACACCGUUACAUCUUGCUGCGGGUUACAACAGAAACAGGGUGGUACAGUUGCUGCUUCAAAACGGGGCCGAUGUUCACGCGAAGGAUAAAGGUGGUUUAGUGCCUUUACACAAUGCCUGCUCCUACGGGCACUUCGAAGUAACUGAGAUGCUUAUAAAACACGGCGCAAACGUCAACGCUAAUGAUUUAUGGGCGUUUACGCCGCUACACGAGGCUGCCUCCAAAUCGAGGUUAGAAGUAUGCUCGUUACUGCUCUCCGAAGGAGCAGACCCUCAUCAACUGAACUGCCAUUCCAAAUCUGCCGUAGAUGUCGCUCCUACGAGAGAACUACAAGAAAGGCUUGCUUAUGAAUAUAAGGGGCAUAUUUUGCUCGAUGCAGCUCGACAGGGCGAUACCACUAAGUUGAAGAAAUAUCUGACUCCUGAUAUUAUUGGUUUUAAGCAUCCAUAUAGCGGAGAUACGGCUUUACAUGCUGCUGUCAAUUCACUGUAUCCGAAGCGGAAACAGGUCUUGGAAACGCUAAUCAGAAAAGGGGCGCCUCUAAACGAAAAAAACAAAGAUUUUUUAACUCCUCUACAUUCAGCCGCCGAUCAUUCUCAUUACGACCUUAUGGAUGUAUUAUUAAGACACGGUGCCAAAGUGAAUGCCCUUGACGGGUUAGGUCAAACAGCUUUACAUCGAUGCGCCAGAGAAGACAACGUCCAAGCUUGUAGGAUCCUUCUCAGUUAUAGCGUAGACACAACGAUCGUGUCCCUACAGGGUUAUACGGCGACCCAAGUUGCUAGCGAGAACGUUUUGAAGAUCCUUCAAGAUCCACCAACGGGUACUGCUGAUAUCGAAAGUCAAAUUUUGGAGGCCGCCAAAGCGGGGGAUAUUGAUCAGGUUCAAAGACUUUUGGGUUCCUAUCCGCACAUAGUGAAUUGCCGAGACUUAGACGGAAGGCAUUCGACGCCUCUGCAUUUCGCAUCCGGAUACAACAGGGUGGCUGUGGUCGAAUUUUUACUUCAACAAGGGGCCGACGUUCAUGCCAAAGAUAAAGGAGGUUUGGUUCCUCUACACAACGCCUGUUCCUAUGGACAUUACGAGGUGACCGAAUUGCUCGUAAAACACGGUGCUAGCGUGAACGUGGCGGAUUUGUGGAAAUUUACGCCACUACACGAAGCGGCCGCCAAAGGAAAGUACGAAAUCGUGAAACUAUUGCUCAAACAUGGGGCCGAUCCAAGUAAGAAAAAUCGCGACGGAGCUACCCCAUUAGAUUUAGUGAGAGAAGGCGAUCAAGACGUCGCCGAUUUGCUUAAGGGCAACUCGGCCCUCUUGGACGCGGCUAAAAAAGGUAAUUUGGCUAGAGUACAACGACUAGUAACUCCAGAUAACAUCAACUGUAGAGAUGCGCAGGGUAGGAAUUCGACGCCAUUACAUUUAGCAGCUGGUUAUAAUAAUGUAGAGGUGGCAGAAUUCCUUUUGGAAAACGGAGCCGACGUCAAUGCCCAAGAUAAAGGGGGUCUAAUUCCUCUACAUAACGCGUCUAGUUAUGGCCAUUUGGACAUUGCUGCGUUGCUGAUCAAAUACAACACUGUUGUCAAUGCCACGGAUAAAUGGGGUUUCACGCCUCUGCACGAAGCCGCGCAGAAGGGAAGGACGCAGUUGUGCGCACUCUUGCUGGCACACGGUGCCGAUCCGUUCCUUAAAAAUCAAGAAGGUCAGGCACCUGUCGACCUAUCCUCCGCCGACGACGUCAGAUGUCUCCUUCAAGACGCAAUGGCUUCUCAACAGGGCGUACCCACUGCAUCGGCUCCGCCCUCUAGACCACCUUCGAUCGCUUUAUCGCACACGCCCAGUCCGCCUCUACCAUCGACCAACAUUGAAACCGUCAUAAUGCCGUCCGGAGCUGCCGUGCAACUGCUAGUGCCGAUCGGUAGCAGAGCCAGCGUGUCGAUGAGUUCAGGCUCGGGCGACGGGUGUUGCGCUUCGGUUAAAACGGAAGGAGAAGGCGAAGAAGGAGGCGCGUGCACGGUGUCUAAUUUCUUGACUAGCUUGAAUCUAGAGCAUCUAUUGGACAUCUUCGAGAGGGAGCAGAUCACUUUGGACAUUUUGGCUGAGAUGUCGCACGAGGAUUUGAAGCAGAUCGGCAUAUCAGCCUACGGUUUUCGACAUAAAUUGAUAAAAGGAAUGGAACGUUUGGUGGCUAGUUGCGGCGGAUUGUGGGUCACGCCUUCCAAUCCAGGUACACUUUUGGUCGAUCUUUUAACGGAUGACAAGGAAUUCGUGACGGUUGAAGAGGAAAUGCAAAAUAGUGUUAGGGAGCAUCGGGACAAUGGACAUGCAGGUGGUAUUUUUUCAAGAUACAAUAUCAUUAGGAUCCAAAAAGUCCAGAACAAAAAAUUGUGGGAGAGGUACACGCAUCGACGAAAAGAAGUCGCCGAGGAAAACAGCAACCAACCGUGCGAGAGGAUGCUGUUUCACGGAUCGCCCUUCAUCAACGCCAUCGUCCAAAAGGGCUUCGACGAAAGGCACGCUUACAUCGGAGGUAUGUUCGGUGCGGGCAUUUAUUUCGCCGAGCAUUCGUCCAAAAGUAAUCAGUACGUUUAUGGAAUUGGUGGAGGAACCGGAUGUCCCGCGCAUAAGGAUAGGAGUUGUUAUGCUUGUCAUAGGCAUCUGUUAUUGUGCCGCGUAACGUUAGGCAAAUCGUUCCUUCAAUUCAGUGCAAUGAAGAUGGCGCACGCGCCUCCCGGUCAUCAUUCCGUCGCCGGUCGUCCGUCAGCCGGAGGUCUCAACUUUCCCGAGUACGUCGUCUAUAGGGGCGAACAAGCGUAUCCGGAAUAUUUCAUCACCUACCAAAUCGUCAAGCCGGAAGAGUGUCCCGCCAGCACUGACACCGAAGUUAGGUGAUUUCCGGAGCAAUGGCUGAUGCUACAACCGACCAAAACCUUCAAAGAAUUCGUUUGCGGGAUGCUGUGUCACGCUUUGCGCUGCUUAACGCCGGCGAGGAAACAGUGCAGUUGUCAAGAGAGCAAAUAACUAGGUAUCGGAG